GUCAACCAUGAACAAUUUUCAUUUGUGUGCGGUUAUAGGAAAUUUCGUGCCCUAAAAUCUUACUGCAUAUAUGUACAUAUCUCCGAAGUGUUGAAAUUUAAUCGUUAAAGAGUGUAAUAUUUUUUCUAAAACGUUUGGGGUUAGUGAUUCGGGACGAAACACGGUUUGUGUGGAUUGGAAACUGGUAAAUACAACUUAUCGCCAUGGAGAAGUUGCGCCUCAUGAAGGACAAUCGUUCUGAAAUAAUUGUUGGCGGAAAGUACAGAAUUAUUCGGAAAAUAGGCAGUGGAUCAUUCGGAGAUAUUUAUUUGGGAAUGAGUAUACAAAGUGGAGAAGAAGUAGCCGUAAAAAUGGAAAGUGCAAAUGCACGACAUCCACAACUCUUAUAUGAAGCAAAAUUAUAUCGAAUUCUAAGUGGUGGAGUUGGAAUUCCCAGGAUCCGAUAUCACGGCAAAGAAAAAAAUUUUAAUACAUUAGUUAUGGAUCUUCUCGGACCAUCCUUGGAAGACUUGUUCAAUUUUUGUACACGCCAUUUUACUAUUAAAACGGUGCUAAUGCUGGUGGAUCAAAUGAUUGGGCGCCUUGAAUAUAUUCACUUAAAGUGCUUUAUUCACAGAGAUAUUAAACCUGAUAAUUUUCUUAUGGGAAUCGGGCGUCAUUGCAAUAAAUUGUUUUUGAUUGAUUUUGGCUUAGCUAAAAAAUAUAGAGAUCCGGUUUCCCGCACUCAUAUACAAUAUCGUGAAGAUAAGAAUUUAACGGGAACAGCACGUUAUGCUUCAAUAAACGCUCAUUUGGGCAUUGAACAAUCCAGAAGAGAUGACAUGGAGUCAUUAGGAUACGUUAUGAUGUAUUUUAAUCGUGGAGUUUUGCCAUGGCAGGGAAUGAAAGCCAAUAACAAACAACAGAAAUACGAAAAAAUUUCUGAAAAGAAAAUGUCUACUCCUAUUGAAACUCUGUGCAAAGGAUUUCCAGCAGAAUUCGCAAUGUAUAUAAAUUAUUGCCGCAGUUUGCGAUUUGAGGAACAGCCCGAUUAUAUGUAUCUCCGGCAACUUUUCAGAAUCCUUUUCAGAACAUUAAAUCAUCAUUAUGAUUAUGUUUAUGAUUGGACCAUGUUGAAGCAAAAAACACAUCAGGGCCAACCAAAUCCCGCUAUUUUACUGGGACAAGCUGAGUCACGCAACGAACGUGAUAAGGAGAAAGAGAAGCAAGGUUUAAAGCCGAUGAUAUCUGAUUGAAACCAAUGUGAAAAAUAAUUUGUGAAAUAACAAGCGUAUUUCCUAGGGUUAGAACUGGAAUUUGAUCAUAAUAAAUAAUGCAAAUCCAUUUUGCACAUCUGAGGAUAUUGAUAUAUAAUUUACAUUAAUUACUGUACACAUUUUGAAUUAUGUCAAUAAAGACUAAUUGUUUUAAACCUGA
This is a messenger RNA of Bactrocera tryoni, 1416 nucleotides long. RefSeq names its product casein kinase I. The record is from RefSeq and is a predicted model, not a curated record. Lineage: Eukaryota; Metazoa; Arthropoda; Insecta; Diptera; Tephritidae. Gene Ontology annotation, biological process: negative regulation of canonical Wnt signaling pathway; peptidyl-serine phosphorylation; signal transduction. Gene Ontology annotation, cellular component: nucleus; cytoplasm. The transcript is spliced from 4 exons. Gene Ontology annotation, molecular function: ATP binding; protein serine/threonine kinase activity. Bases 204 to 1235 code for a protein of 343 amino acids.